AUGUGGAGAUAUCAACGGGGGUUUACUACGACACUCAUCGUGUUCUCGCUUUUGCUCCUCGCAAUCAGGGUCUUGGCUCAAACCCCUGUGUGGGGGCAGUGCGGUGGAAUUGGAUGCACGACGUGUGCUGCAGGCUCCGUCUGUACUGCGCUGAACGACUAUUACUCGCAGUGUGUGCCCGGAGCGGCGACCGGGUCGACCAGCACUGCAGCACCAACGUCCACAACGACGUCAGCGGGAACGGCGCCGCAGACACCAACGAGCACCUCAACCGGCGCCACGCCCACUGGGUCCCAGAUCCGCGCCGUCGAGGGUCCAGUGUAUCACUUCUACCUCCAGAACCAGGGUACGUCUCACCCGUCUCCCCGUUCCGACGGAAAGCCCGUGCUGGGGUCCGAGGCCUCGUCGGGCUACUUCACUAUCGGGACGACGAUCGCGCUCGCGCCGAACGGGAGCACGCUCUACCUGAACGUCGAUACGAGCAGCACGGCGUCGUACAAGGGGCUGACGCUCGACGCCGCGGCGAGCACGAAGGACUGGGCGCUCGAAGGGGACACGAUCAUCACGACGGAGCCGCGGGAGCUCAACUUCCUCGCGUGCGCGACGGACGACGCGAGCGUGUACGACGUCUACCUGCAGACGGGCAACGACACGCCCUCGGGCGCAUCGUGCUCAAUGUGCACUCUGCAUCUACCGUGCCUGUGCUGA
Molecule: messenger RNA, 708 nt
Organism: Epithele typhae
Lineage: Eukaryota; Fungi; Basidiomycota; Agaricomycetes; Polyporales; Epitheliaceae
Exons: 5
Coding region: 1-708 (235 amino acids)
Biological process (GO): carbohydrate metabolic process
Cellular component (GO): extracellular region
Molecular function (GO): cellulose binding
Source: RefSeq, a predicted model, not a curated record